Xenopus tropicalis (tropical clawed frog) is the source of this 2735-nucleotide messenger RNA. RefSeq names its product NOP2 nucleolar protein (gene nop2). Gene Ontology annotation, molecular function: RNA binding; methyltransferase activity; S-adenosylmethionine-dependent methyltransferase activity. The record is from RefSeq and is a predicted model, not a curated record. The transcript has 17 exons. NCBI's taxonomy places the organism in Eukaryota, Metazoa, Chordata, Amphibia, Anura, Pipidae. Gene Ontology annotation, cellular component: nucleolus. Gene Ontology annotation, biological process: RNA processing. Bases 124 to 2373 code for a protein of 749 amino acids.
AAUGGUCUAAUACGGGAUACGUGCUAAGCGUCUGUGGGAGCCUCGCAAACUUUAGCGUCCGACAGUGUAACGCUGUACCCGGUGUGUUGCGCUGGGAUCCUGCAGUCCGGAAUCAAGUGCAUCAUGGGUAGGAAAUUAGACCCGCUGAGGAAGGUGCCUCGUGGCCCAGGCCGUAAAGCAAGGAAGCAGCAUGGGGCAGAAAAUGAGCUAAAGAACAUCCUGCAAGAGGACACAGAAGCAAAGCGCAUGUCCAGCCGCGGCAGGAAGAGGGCACUAAAAAGGCGCAUGUUACAGGAGCAAAAAGCAGCAGCCAAACCCCCAGCAAAGAGCAAUGCCAAUGCAAAGCUCAAAAUAGGCGAAAAGAAAGUCCUGCCGGGAUUUACUGAUGACAAUGCAGAAUGGCUGAAGCCUGUGAAAAGAGCUCGCAAGGAAGAAGAUGAGGAAAGCGAAGAUGAUAGUGAGGAGGAUAAUGAAGAAGAAGAAGAGGGGGAUGAAAUGGAGGAGGUAGAGAAUGGGAUGGAGGAGGAGGUAGAUGAAGAAAUGGAAGAGAAGAGUGAUGAGAGGGAAGAUGCAGAAGAGGAAAGUGAAGAUGAGGAUGGUGAUGAUGAGGAGGAGGAGGAUGGUGAUGAGGAGGAGGAUGGUGAUGGUGAGUUUGGCGAAUCCCUCUCCCUGUCAGACAGCGAUGAUCUUCAGGAUGAUUAUGGAACCUCGUCAGGGGAUGAGAAGGAUCUUCUUCCAAUAGAGCGGGCAUCCAAGAAGGAGAAAAAAAAACAAAAAAGUGAAGAAGCUCUGACAGGAGAAGAGAGCACCAUUCAGUUGAAUGUAGAUUCCGAAGAACUAUUUCAGCUUCCAACUGAAGAAGAGUUGGAAAAGGAGCUCUCAACUGCCCCAGAUCUUGUCACAGUGCAGGAGCGCAUUAAGGAUAUAGUAGGAGUUCUGCAGAAUUUCGCACAGCGCGGGGGAGGUCGGACGCGGCAGGAGUACCUCAAAGUGCUCAAGAAAGAUCUCGCUACCUACUACAGUUACGGAGAUUACAUGAUUGAGACGCUCAGUGAACUUUUCCCUGUGUCGGAGCUAGUAGAUUUCCUUGAGGCUUGUGAAGUUCAGCGACCGAUAACAAUCAGGACCAACACUUUAAAGACAAGAAGACGUGACCUUGCUCAGGCUCUCAUUAACCGCAGUGUAAAUUUGGAUCCCUUGGGUAAAUGGUCAAAAACUGGACUUGUUAUUUACGACUCUUCCGUGCCAAUUGGUGCCACCCCUGAGUACUUAGCCGGACAUUACAUGCUGCAAGGUGCGUCUAGUCUUUUACCAGUCAUCGCGCUGGCUCCUCAGGAGAAUGAGCGGGUGUUGGAUAUGUGUUGCGCACCUGGCGGCAAGACCAGCUACAUGGCUCAGCUGAUGAAGAACACAGGUAUAGUCGUGGCCAAUGAUAUGAAUGCAGACCGACUGCGCAGUGUUGUGGGCAAUCUUCACCGGCUGGGGGUGACAAACUGCAUCAUCAGCAAUUAUGAUGGGCGGCAGAUAUCCAAGGUGUUAGGGGGCUUUGACAGAGUGCUCCUUGAUGCUCCGUGCAGUGGUACCGGGAUUAUCAGCAAGGAUCCUGCCGUUAAAACAAAUAAGAGUGUACAGGAUGUCCAGCGUUGUGCCCACAUACAGAAGGAACUGAUUCUCAGUGCUAUUGAUGCUCUGGAUGCCCAGUCACAGACUGGCGGGUUUAUGGUGUAUUGUACCUGCUCCAUAACGGUGGAGGAAAAUGAAUGUGUAGUGGAUUAUGCUUUAAAGAAGAGAAAUGUCAAACUUGUCCCAACAGGACUGGAUUUUGGAAAGGAAGGUUUUGUCAGGUUCAAGGAACGGCGAUUUCACCCAUCGCUGCGGCAGGCACGAAGAUUUUACCCACACACUCACAAUAUGGACGGCUUUUUCAUUGCAAAGCUGCGCAAGUUCUCCAACACCAUCCCCAAGCCAAAUAAAGAUGAAGAGACUGAGACCCCCAGCCCAGAUCAGCUGAAUGAGGACAAAGCCACAAAGCAGAAAGCUACAAAGAGGAAAGCUCCAGAGGAGAAUGAUGUGAAGGACAACACAGCGAAGAAGGAAGGGGGGAAUGAGAAGAUGCCAAAGAAGAAAGGGGGGAAUGAGAAGACGCCAAAGAAAGGGGGGAAUGUGAAGGCGCCAAAGAAGAAAGGGGGAAAUGAGAAGGCAGCAAAGGAAAAAGGGGCAAAUGAGAAGGAACCAGAGAAGAAAGCUCAGAAAAAGAAAGUUGCAAUAAAGAAAGCUCAUAUGAAGAAAGCUGUGAAGGUGACUGGCAAUAAAAAUAAGAAGAAAGUAGCAUCAAAGAAGAAAAAGAUGUUCAAAAAGAAAACGAAUAAAUAACUUUUUCCGCAUGACAUUGACCAUCUGUUGCCCUGUGACUCAGCCUGCCUGCUGCUCCUCCAUAGAACUUCAGAAUGUUCUGCAAACUGAAAGGUGGUUGGGAGCAUCUUGAAUGUGGCCUUGAGCCUGGCCACCCUCAGAGUCUGUGGGGUUCUGUGGGAGAAUCAGCAGAAAUAAUAGACAUUCUGGCACUGGCCCAUCUUUAUUUUCCUGCAUAUUCCAUGCAGGGCUACUGUUAUGUAAACUCUUAUGAUGAUGUAUAGUGUCUUGGGUCUCACACCUCCAGACUUCUGUUUCCAACCAAGGCAGCCGCCAGCCCUGUAAACAUAUUGGUUCUGUUUUAUAAAAAUAGAAAAAAAAAA